Messenger RNA from Pestalotiopsis fici W106-1, 2535 nucleotides. RefSeq lists its product as uncharacterized. The transcript has 3 exons. Lineage: Eukaryota; Fungi; Ascomycota; Sordariomycetes; Amphisphaeriales; Sporocadaceae. The record is from RefSeq and is a predicted model, not a curated record. Bases 1 to 2535 code for a protein of 844 amino acids.
AUGACAUCGUCGGCGAUUUCUGCCACUGUGGCAGACCGCCUGACGAAGCCCGAGCCUCCUCACGGACAGCUCGGCCUUCCCGAUAUCACGAUUGUAUCGUGCCACCCACCCGACAUCCCUCAAGAUGCCUCCAUCGUUGGCAUCUGCACUGUGCCCCCCGGUCGUGAAGGUAAUGACGAUCUUGGUCAUCAUGUUGCUGACUUUCUCGGCUGGAAGCAUCUCUUUGCCAAUCUUUCGACCUUUCCCGACGAUCAGGUCUGGCUGUCCUUGAUUGAUAUUGACGAUGCUGUUCGCAAGCACAAGUAUACUCACUCCGGUCGCGACGUCAGCCCUGCUGUUCUCGACUCAAACCGUCCCAUCAUUGUCGAGCGCAAUGUUCAUGCGCUCCAUGGCAUUUUCAUGAAGAACUUGGCCGAGAAGGCUGAGAUGGUUCGCAAAGAUGAUAGCUCUCUUGUUGUCAUCGUUUGCGGCCUCACCUCACUUGAACAGGACAUUUUGCUUGAGAAAAAUCGACACAUUGUCACGACCAUCACUAGUGGAGCCAUCACAGCCGUUGCUAGUCUCGAUGUGCGAGUUGUCUUGGUUUCACCCUCCAUCACCUCUGUUGGCUGGCAGGUCAACCCGUGCCUUGGCCGUCCUAUAACUGUCUCCACUGAAGCCAAACUUAACGCCUUGAUGGGCCAUCAAUGUGGUGCUGUCUUCGGCUCCGAAUUGGCCAAGCGCUUUCUCAGCGAAUCGUCGCCAGCCUUGACUGACCAGACCGCAAACAAGCUUACUAUUCCCCUCAUGAAGACUGACGAGUUGCUGGCUAUCGAAUCCAAACUCCAUGCCAGAAUUUAUGCCUGUCUGUCAGGUCGAUUCAUUUCGGCCAAGGGACAUGAGUUUCGCUUCACUCGUGAGGGUGAUUCUUGGUCUCUCAUCGGCGCUCGUAAGGGCAUGUCUCUUACCACUUUGGCUCAACAAUGGUCCAGGCUCAACCGAGUUGAUGCCACCGAGACUCAGUCUGGCGACGGUUUCGUGUUCCUGGGUAAUGCUUUUGGCGGUAAUAGAAAGUCACAGCUCAACCAUAUUGAGCACAUGUUCAAGCAGGGCUUGCUAUCCGCAGCUUACAGCUCGAACAAUGUGAAGAACCUUGAGGAGCACUACAAGCAGCUCAAGAGCGCUGCAGACACGGACGAGGAGGAUUGUCGCGUUCUGUUCAACACUCUUGAGCAUCGAAUGUCUCUGGUCAUGCUUGGUGAUUUCAUGGCCAAGCAUCUCCGCUCUUUGCCUGACCGUACUGGUACUCGCUGCCGGGACUGGUGUGAGGAGGCUUGCCAGAGCUCGAGUGAGAAAAAGGAUACCAGAAACAUAUGGUCUCUCAUUUUGGAGAAAUUCCCUCACCCUGGCAUGCCUCAUGGUCGACACAUCGACCGUCCGAGGGGACUGUUUAUUUUCUUGCACAAACCCGUCUUUUACAUUGCUAAUGUAAUGGCUGCUCGUGUUCGGGAGACUGGUUCUAGUCUAGAUUCCGGAGUCAUGACUCUCAACAUGUUCAUCGAGAGGCUGAAGACGAGCCAAACCGACCUCCUUUCCUCAGAUCCAGAGGUUCGCGAGCUUUCUCGAACUUGGAGCAAGCUCUGCCUUGCCAGAUCGGAAAUGGCACGUCAGAGCAAUCUCUCGCCACUGGUAAAUACAUUCAUCCCCGGCGAGAUCUUUCGCACAUUCGCACCGAAGCUUACGAAUUCUUCGCAGCUGUCGGUCAACGACAUGUCGUCGAGAGUGCUUGCCUCCCUGGUCGCUUCAACCGAGAACAUGGACCUGUCUCGACAAGAGAAGCCUCUCAAUGCUCCCAAAGUGCGCAUUUCCGCUCCUGUGUCGGACGAACAGACCACUGGUACUACGACCAAGCCUGAUGUCAUCGAGGCCAACACCAAGGAUGGCAAUGAGCAAGAUCAUUCGCGAAAGCUGCUUCCUCAUCAGAGAAUCCGCGUCGCAUCUUCCAAGCAAGGCGAUGAUAAUGCUCAUCUUGCAGCUCAGCCUGCUGAAAUCAAGGUUGAGUCUAAGAAUGACAUCAAGGAUGACCAGCGCCAUCUGCUUCCUCAGCAGCGAUCUUGUUCCAAGACACCUUCAGACAGAGAGGAGGAGAAGGCUGCUAUCACGGGCCAAACUGCCGCAAAAGAGAUCAACUCCACAAAGGGUGCUGAUGAUGAUGGCCAAAGCCGUCUUCUCCCGCACCAGAGAGUUAUCUCGCGCAAUGUUUCUACCGUGCAGACAGAGAAUGUCCCGACCGCACCCAAGCCCAGCGAAAUCGAGGGCGACUCUGUUCUGAGCCAUGACGACGACCAGAGUCAUCUCCCGCCCCAUCAACGUAAGGGUCCUUGGAAGUCUUUGGCUCCCAAGAAAGAGGUGGUCACUCCAAACUUUGAGGUUGGCCCGACUGGUGUCGACGCCAUUGAAGACGAUGAGGAGGACCAGAGUCACCUCCCACCUCACCAGCGCAAAGGUCCUUGGAGAUCCCUUAGCAAGCGACAGACAGAUGCUCCCAAGGCAUAG